Molecule: messenger RNA, 8011 nt
Organism: Hyla sarda
Lineage: Eukaryota; Metazoa; Chordata; Amphibia; Anura; Hylidae
Gene: SEC16A
Product: SEC16 homolog A, endoplasmic reticulum export factor
Exons: 32
Coding region: 203-7309 (2368 amino acids)
Biological process (GO): COPII vesicle coat assembly; autophagy; Golgi organization
Cellular component (GO): ER to Golgi transport vesicle membrane; endoplasmic reticulum exit site
Source: RefSeq, a predicted model, not a curated record
GGUCUGGUGACGUAAUGACGUAACGUGCAAUGACGUAGGAAUGUACACGUCGGCCAGCCGGAUAUCCAAGAUGGCUGCGCUGCCGAGUUCGGUUUAGUUCUCGAGCUGCCGGUACACGUAGAGCGGAGCCGCAGGAGGUGACGUUCUGCAGCUCUAUUGAUUCUACAGAGAAAAAUCUGAAACGUCUUCUGAAGGGAAGAAGAUGCAGCCUCCUCCUCAAGCUGGUCCUCCAGGGGCAGGGGCGCCUCCUCCUCGCAUGGGAAUGACCACUACUCCCUACUGGCGUAAAAGAACACCUACCCCUUCAGCAAUGGCGCCCCCUCUAGUGCAACCUGUCACAGACCCUUUUGCUUUUGGCAGAAUGACCCCCCAGAACAUACCGCCAUCUAACAUACCGCCAUCUAAUAUACCGCCAUCGAAUGCUAAUGUUUUUACCACACAGAGCUCUUCGCUAUCAUUGCACCCCCAGCCUGUCUCCUCCUCUGGUGACGGAGCUCAGUUGUCAUUACCGGGGUCAUCUCAACGAAUGGCAGCUGGGCCCUCACUUAAUUAUGUGUCUGCUCCAUCUGUGCAGGGCGGACAUUUCACCAAUAACAUGGCUUCACCCCCGAUCAGUCACCCUGCAGCGUCGUCUCCACAGAACGUGGCAGGAGGAAUAGAGAACACGUCUGGGCCGGGCAGAUCUCAGAGCAGGCAAAGUGUUAAUAUGGAAAUGAAUAAUAACAGCAGGAGUGCACCUUUACUACAGCCUUAUCCUCCUGCCACAUCUCAGCAAACCACUGCACCAUGGUCAUCUCUCCAGGCCGCUCCACCUACCUCCACGCAACACAUCCCUGCAGCCCAGCACCCGGCGUACACUGCGCCCUACUACUCCCCUCCGUAUUUAGAGGUGUCUCCUCCCCAAACAAAUGAGCCGGGAUACUUUUCAGCACCCCAAAGGACUCCCCCGGUUACGUUCCCUCUUGGAGGUGGACCAGGUCACGUACAGCAGCAUGGUGUGACCUCGUACAGCAGUGUCAUGCCAGCGGAUUACCCACAGAAUCAGAAUCCUGAGCAUUGGUUCAAACAGUCGUAUCCAGAACCACCAAAACAAGGUCCGCCACCCAAUCUCAACACCGUACAGACCGGAGCGCCAUAUCAUAUGCCAGAAGACCGGCCACAAAGUGAACCUGCAAGACCCUGGCCCCAAGCCGCUAAUGACUCAGAUUCUGGGACCGUAUCCAUGUUCUUUAAAGGAGAUGAAGCUGAAAAUGUGGAGAUCCCGUCCACGGACCAGCAGCAUGUGUCCAGGAGGCAAUCCGUGGAUAUUGCUUACCACCACAACCUGGGGCACCCUGGGAACAUACACCCAUUAACUGCCCCCCCAGGUGCAUCGCCCCAUGUCCCAUCAUACUUGCCUUUACAUCCCAGCGCUCCGAGCGCUCAUCUGAACACUCAACCAAGUGCCAGCACUUUUCAGGAUCCUCAUGUCCCAUGGAAAAAUGAAAACACAGGGAAUCACCCUGCAGAGGUGAAGGCUGUCUCCGAGCUGCUGUACGAUAAUGUGGAGAAUAUCGAGGUUCUGCCCAAUGAGCCUCCUAAUAACAGUCUGUUUUCUGCAGGAGUCAACCCUGAGGUCUUCAGAUACGCACCCAUUCUGGGCUCUACUUUGCCCAAGAAUCCUGUCAGCCACCCUGAAGGAGGGCCCAACCUGGAGGCCCCCGACUCCUUACACCGCCCAGUCCGAUCGGAUAGCGUCUCUUCUAACUAUAGUAACCUCAGUCAUCGGAGUUUGCCCGUUCCAGCCCGACCUCAGGAGCUGGAGGGGACCUUCAUUCAGAAGGAGAUCGGACGACCUGACAAUGAAAACUCCUCCAGUUUCUUUAAGCAGAUCGAUUCCUCGCCUUUGGCCGGAGAUGUUACCGAUCACAGUAUGACACCAAACGUCUACUAUGGAAAUCUGUCUCAGCCACCAACACCAAGUCCACCAAAACCGACAGGAAUCUUUCAGCCAAGUGUGAACAGCUCCUUUGAACCUGUCCGCGCUCAUACUAGCGUCAAACCUCCUGAAAUGGACCAGUCCAAAGUAGUCAGCGACAUCCGUGAGAAUCUUAAGUUGCCUCCAACAUCCUCUUCCCACAAUGCUGGACUGGCGGCCUCCCCGGGAAAUUUGGAACAACCUCCUGACAAUUUGGAAACAAUAUUUUUGGGUAAACCAAACGCUGAAAUUUGUGCCGUCAAUAGUGGACACCACUUCACAGGAGGAUCAGCACUGGAUAACAUAUUACUUCUAGAGCGGCGUCCGUCCUCGAGAGCCCAUGGGUCAAAUAAGAAGUGUGAGAGUCCAGCAACCACCCUGUGGGCACAAGGAGAGCUGCCUAACUUUGGGGGCAAUGUCCUUCUGGCCCCUCCAGCCCCGGCUGUCUAUGUCCCUCCAAAGCCUCAGACUGAAGUGAUUCAGCCUCCGGAGGAUAGCUCGGUGGAGGCCCAACAUGGCCAGGAGGAUCAGGGCCAAUUAUCUGCUUCACCCGAGGAGCACGUAUCCUCAGAGAACCUGGAGAAUCCUCCAAAGAUGGCCGAGGAGGAACAGACCCAGUCCCAGGCAAGUUCUGGUUAUGCUAGUUUGUUGUCUUCUCCGCCUACUGAGACCCUGCAGAAUCAGCCUAUUCUGAUCGCCCCGCCUAGUAAAGCCUAUAAUUUGGCACAACCGGUUAAUUUCUCUCUUUCUUUACCCAAUCAAAUUAAGAACCUUAAUUCUGCUAAAGACUUCUCCUCUGCUUCUGACAAGCCGCUUCCUUCUGGCGGGUUCCCAGCAGAUCCCAGCUCUUCGGCCUCUCUUGUGCAGCUUGGACCUCCUCAUAAGCCGCUCCCAGCCUCCAAUUUGGCAAAUAAAUCUGCCGCCGGCAUUGAGCUCUUCUCCGAAUCCUUCCCCAAUCACCAGAAUGCGCUAGUCUCUUCUAACCAAAUUCCUCUUAAUUUAGCGACUGAAAAUCAGAAAACUAAGACUGAGAGUUCGGCUGGCGAGUCCAUAUGUAAGCCUGCGUCCCCCGGCUCCGCAACGAAUCUACCGAUGGAUAACGGAGCCGGGAUGUACGCCCCACUGCUCAGUACUGGUGGCACCAAAUCUGAGAAUGCAGGGGCAUUAGACUUCACUGUUCCACGUGUGCCUAUCAGUCACAACACCAAUGGACUGAUGUCUGUACUGAAUAGACCUCCAGGAGACGCUCCGCCCUAUACCAAUCAGGUGGGAGGUCUCCCUAAUUUCCAGCCUGGCCCUGACAAUAACAAACAGUUUUUUUACCAGCAGGUCACUAAAGACACUCAGUCCCAACCUUCAGUGGAGACAUCACAACCUGGACUGGGGGUUCCUCAUGAAUACAUGACCCCUGCAUCUCAGCCCCCAGCACCGCCAGUACAGACCAGUAAGCCCACUGCUUACCCCCAGCAAACAGAAGGUCCUAUACUCGCUGCUCAGAACAGCGCCAGCCUUCAUUAUGGAGGCACUACAGAGCAUGGGGUUAAAUACGGCUAUCCUGAACACCCACCGUAUCCUGGUCAGCCAGUGACUGCCCCAUCUGCACCAGUCAACCCCAUCCCCCCAGCAGGGUAUCCAGAUCCGUCAAGACCUCCAGCUUCUCAGACUCCUCAGCAAGCCGAUCCGUAUUAUUACUAUAGAGGUUAUGGAGCUUACCCCUCUGCAUACCAGCAGCCGUACCCAACUGUGGACCCCCGGGCACCUCAUCUGUACUACCAGGACUCCUAUGGAGCGUAUGACCCCGCGUACAGACAGUACAGUAACCCUGGCUUUGUGAACCCUGCAAAGUACCAGGAACCCGAGCGGCCCAGCUCCAGAUCCAGUCACUGCUCAGAUCGACCGUCCUCGAGACAGGGGUACACCGCUCCGGGGAAUUACUAUGACUAUUACCAGAGUCAGUAUGAGUAUGGAGACCCUUCCAGAUGGGACCGGUAUCCAGGAGCCUAUGACCCCGGGUACAGGGACCCACAAAGCAGUUACUGGAACUAUAUGUACGGCAGCCGGGAGGACGUUUACAGCAGGAAGGUUCCCUACGCAUACACCAGCAGAUACAAUGUGUAUGAGGAUCGCUGGCAGUAUGACCCCCGCUAUGUUGGCGGUUUUGAUGAUGAGCCGGAUGCUCGGAGGGAUCUUGUGAAGGACGAUUAUGACCGGCGCAGUGUGCACAGUGAACACUCGGCCCGAAGUGUGCACAGCGAACGCAGCAACCAUAGUCGUCGCAGCAGCUUCAGUUCUCGCUCGCAGCAGAGCCAGGUCUACAAGAGUGAACAGGACCUCACUGCUAAUUCCUAUGGUGCUCAGGUACCCAACCCCCCACUGCAGGACUACUCCUACAGCAUGUAUCCCAAUGACUACAGCACCCAGCAGUCACUGGACGGCUAUCAAUAUGGUUACCCAGGCAGCAAUGACUGGCAGCCUGUGGAACAAGUUCCUUCUAGAUCGCUGACCCCAGAGAAGUUUGGCAGCCCUCAUGUAUGUGCCAGGUUUGGUCCUGGGGGACAUCUAAUCAAAGUGCUUCCCAACUUACCCUCUGACGGGCAGCCGACAUUAGUGGAGAUCCACAAUAUGGAGGUUAUUCUGCAGAACAGCCCAGAACAGGAGCAGAUGAGAACGUUCCCCGGCCCCUUGGUCAAAGAUGAAACUCACAAAGUCGACGUCAUCAAUUUUGCACAGAAUAAAGCCAAAGAGUGUUCACAAAACGACAACCUGUUGGACCACGAGUCGGCGCGUCUUCUCUGGGAUUUCAUUGUCCUCAUGUGUCGGCAGAAUGGGACUGUCGUAGGGACAGACAUCGCAGAGUUACUGCUCCAGGACCACAAGACUGUCUGGCUUCCAGGAAAGUCUCCCAAUGAAGCCAAUCUGAUCGACUUUACCAAUGAGCCCCUGGAACACGAGGAGGAGUCGGGGGCGUCUCAGCUUUCCUUCCUCACAGACACUUUACCCAACGCCGGGGUUGUUCUGGAGAAGGAGACCGAGAGAUUCAGGGAGCUACUGCUUUUUGGACGUAAAAAGGAUGCACUGGAGUCCGCCAUGAAGCACGGACUCUGGGGUCACGCUCUGCUGCUCGCCAGUAAGAUGGAUAGCCGCACACACGCCCGCGUAAUGACCAGGUUUGCUAACAGCCUCCCGAUCAAUGACCCACUGCAGACGGUGUACCAGCUCCUGUCUGGGAGGAUGCCGGCAGCUGCCACGUGCUGCGGAGAUGAGAAGUGGGGGGACUGGCGACCACAUCUGGCUAUGGUGCUCUCUAAUCUGACCAAUAAUGUGGAUGUACCAACACGGACCAUCGUGACCAUGGGAGACACACUGGCCUCCAGAGGUCUCCUAGAAGCCGCACAUUUCUGCUAUUUGAUGGCUCAGGUCGGAUUUGGCAUAUUCACCAAGAAAUCAACCAAGUUGGUUCUCAUUGGCUCCAACCACAGUUUGCCUUUUGCUAAGUUUGCGAGCAAUGAAUCGAUCCAGAGGACGGAGGCCUACGAGUACGCACAGUCCCUGGGAGCCCAGACCAUCUCCCUCCCUAAUAUACAGGUUUUUAAGUUCAUUUACGCUUGUCGCUUGGCUGAAUACGGACUCUCCGCUCAGGCCUUCCAUUACUGUGAGGUCAUCUCCAAGACCAUCAUCAAACACCCAUCUUACUACUCCCCUGUGCUGGUGGGGCAGCUGCUGGAGGUGUCGUCACAUUUGAGGUUCUUUGAUCCUCAGCUGAAGGAGAAGCCAGAGCAGGAGCUGUUUGUGGAGCCUCCAUGGCUGCUUCACCUCCGGCACUUGGACAUGCAGAUGAAGCAAGGAACUGUGGUAUACAACACUGGUCGGACCACCCCACAGCAGUACGCCUGCAGCACGCCGAGCUCUGAGCACGACCACGUCAGCCAGUCUGAUGGCAUCACUGCCGCACACGAGGUGCCCGCUGCUACAGACAACCCGCUGCUGACAAACUUCCUGCCCAGCGUGGUGUCUGCCCCGGGGGUCCAGCUGGCGCUGCCAGGCCCUGAUAAUACUGCCACUUUUUAUCAGCCUCCUCCAGUCAGCGAGCCACCAAGCUCUGUGCCACCCCAGAUAUACGCACCCUCACCCAUGCUAGCACCUCCGUUACCCGGGCAAGGGUUUGUGCCUGUCAGCAGUGAACAGGUGCCCACGUAUCCCCCCGCUCCCAUGGAGUCUGCACAGAGUCCUCAGCCUGCAGAAUCUCUAGAGCAAUGGAGCCCGGAUCCAGCUCUGCAGAGACCCCCAACAAACUCCCCCACAAAAACCACCUUCCACGACACUGGCUUUGACUUCUAUGGUGAAAUGGCGAAGAUGGCUCCAGGGCACAGGUCCAGGACGGUGUCUCAGUCAUCCUCUCAUAUGAGACGGACCCGGACCACCUCAGAGUCCUCCACCCACUCAAUUGGUUCCACCAGGCGGAGCUCUGUCGGUAUGCAGCCGUCACCUCCUCCUAUCCCUGAAGUAAAGAAGACAGAACCCAAGAAAGAACCAAAGUCCAAUGCUGCACAUGGGAGCGGGAGAAGUUGGUUUGGCUGGCUGACGAGGAAAGGGAAGAACGAAGCUCACUUACCAGAUGACAGGAAUAAAUCUAUUGUGUGGGAUGAGACCAGACAGCGAUGGAUUAACCAGGAUGAGCCGGAGGGGGAGGAUAACAAACCCCUACCGCCGCCUCCAUCCAGCAUGCCCAAGAGACCUCUGGCCGCUCCUGUAGGGCCCGGGGCACCCUUUGCGCCCCCCAAUCCUUCAGUUAAUGUUUUCUCCAUUAAAGCAGGAGGAGCCCGCGCCCGCUAUGUGGAUGUGUUAAACCCGGGGGGCAAUAAAACUACAAACUCUGUGCCGCCACCAGCCGAUCUGUUUGCUCCCUUGGCCCCAAUGCCGAUCCUGACAAAUCUCUUUGUCCCUAACGCAGUCCCCGAAGAGUCCCAGCCGCCUGUAGGUUCAGAGGCAGAAAUGGCGCAACAGUCUGAACAACCUAGUAUGGACGGCACCGCACAGACCCAGUUUUUUAGCACGGCCCCCGUUCUGGAUCUCCCGGCACCAAAUCAUGAAGACGUACCCUCUGGAGAGCUUUCUAGAUCUAGUUCUCUGAGUUCCUUAUCGCGUGAAGUAAGCCAACAUUUCCAUCAGGGUUCUGGUGACGUGGCUCCUGCCGGUGGUCCUCCUCCUCCUCCUCCUGCUACUGCCGUUCCUCCUCCUCCUGCCGCUGCCGUUCCAUUCUACAACCCUGCGAGUUUUGCACAAUCUCCGGCCUCCUCUGGUUUGGCGCGUUCUGGUCGACUCGGACAACGGAAAUAUCCAACCCUGAAGUGAAGGCGACAUCGGCUGCAGGAACCAAACAUUUCAUCCUGGAAGAACAUGAAUUCCCUGUGAGAUGACGAUGGGGGAGGGGGAUCCUGAGACGCGUCCGCCACGACCGCCCCCCACCCCCACCCCUCUGGGGUCCGGAACAGACGUCGCUCUUGGUGGCCUUUUCCCUCUUUCCCGUAUUUCACUGCGCAGGAGGAGUGGAGAUUUCUGUGAUCGGCUCCGUCAGGUCCUGGAUAUAUUCCCGUACAGCAGAAUAUAGACUGCGCCCCCCCCCCCCCAGAAUAUUAUAUAUUAACUUAAAACUGUGACUAAUCAGAGCUGUAUCCCGACCCGGACGGCGUCUUCCUGGAAUCACUUGUAUAGUCUUUUGUAUAAUAGGUCCAGGUGGGUGCGGGGGUCUUGGGCGCGACCCCUCCCCCUCCCUCCCCUGUAGGUUUUGAUCUUUCUUUUCCGAUACCUGUGAUUUUAAGUGCAAUAUAAUUUCUCGCUUUCUCUGAUGCUGAUUAAACCUGGAACCAGAGAAGACUCUGCCGCUGCUCUAGAACGUUCUCCUCACUAAGGUUCUAGGUCUUUCUGCCCCUCCCCCGUCCUCCUGUGUCUUAAGAGACUAAGAAAGGAGAUCCCGGAGGCGGAGCCAACUUGAAAUUGCUUUUAAAUGUUUUUUAAAAUUAUUUAAAUAAAAAAUGCACAAAGGCUUAGAUUUCA